AUGUCUGUGGCUCUUAGACAUGUCGCCCUGUCCGGCAUGGUCACUGCAUUCUCCCUUGGGUUGAUCUGGCCUGUUUCCGCAACAGUAACUUUGUUUCCUCGCGACGAACGAACCUCAGCGCACGACUGGGAUCCGGUGCUCCAAGGGGCUAGCAAUGCACAGUGUGCCGACCUUGCCGUGAUAUUCGCCCGAGGAACGUUUGACAUAGACAACUUGGGAGUAUGGGUUGGCGGCCCAUUUGGCGCUGCCCUACUUGACAAGUCGUAUGGUAUCAAGACCGCGAUCCAAGGAGUCGAUGCUAGCGAUUACCCGGCGGAUCUAGCGGGAUACAUUGAAGAAGGGGGUUCGAAUAGUUGUGCCAAGAGUGUGGGAGAUAGUGUACAAAAAUACGUCUCUCAUUGUCCACAUUCCAAGGUGGCCAUCUGGGGAUGGAGCCAAGGUGCUCUAUGCGCUCAUAAGUCGCUGGGCAACCUGGGCAAGGCAGCAGACAAUGUCAUCGCACUGGGAGUAUUUGGCGACCCGAUUGGGGUCUGGCAGGAUAGCGUCCAGUAUCCUCAGAUACCAAAGGGAGUCACACUGCUUUCAUACUGCGAGAAGACGACACCAGACCCGCUGUGUACCAACCCUACGGUGGAUUUCCCCAAGGAUCCCCUCGGCUUCGUCAACAGGCUCAAGGCUGUGUGGAAAGAGGUAGAUAGUGCACACAUGAACGAAGCUCAGAAGAAGGCGCUCAAAGACAUGGCUGUUGAACUCCCGAAGCAGGCGAUGAAGCAGCUAGGCAAGCUUGGGAAAGACCUCGUUGAAGGUCAUAUAAGACGGUGGAUGUUAACGCCGGAACACUUUUGGUACGGGAUUGAUGGCAAGGUUGAGACGGCUGCUGAAGACCUUGUGCGUGUAUAUGAGGAGAGUAAGAAGUAGGGAUUAUUCCAACCACAUACACUACUACCCUGGGCACCUAGGUACUGUCAGAUACCUAUACUGACAUAAACUAAAGACAAUUAAUGAGAGGAUUGGGAUCAAUGAUUUACACUUCUGGCGUGGUAAAACCUGACAGGUACUAGGUACAUAGUACAGUAAGCAUCUCCUAUCGAUAACAAUAGUUAAUAACGGCACGUGUAUCU
Messenger RNA from Hypoxylon fragiforme, 1121 nucleotides. RefSeq names its product carbohydrate esterase family 5 protein. NCBI's taxonomy places the organism in Eukaryota, Fungi, Ascomycota, Sordariomycetes, Xylariales, Hypoxylaceae. Gene Ontology annotation, biological process: carbohydrate catabolic process. Gene Ontology annotation, molecular function: cutinase activity. Gene Ontology annotation, cellular component: extracellular region. The transcript has 3 exons. The record is from RefSeq and is a predicted model, not a curated record. Bases 1 to 918 code for a protein of 305 amino acids.